AUGAAGAAUCCUCUCAAGGUCAUGGCGAGCCUCAUGAAAAAGUUUAAGCGGAAACGCAGACUUUCCUCUGAACUUCAUUCCCGCUGGGGCGAUCCUUCUAUCAGCUAUCCGACUCAAGGAUCAUGGAAUCAACAAAAUCAGCCACCGGGCUUUUUAGUCAAUGCCCCCACUGGAUUACCUCAGAGUCCUCGUCCUGCAGAACCACGACAACACAUCUCAUUAGACCAUAGCCAGAGUCACGAUUCAAAUAGCCCUGCCCCUCAAUAUACCCCAAGCGACCCAACUCGCGUCGAUUCUGUUAUUCCAAAGGGCUACUUCAACGAGAACAUCCGGCAUCGUGAAAAGGGCCCUAAAUCACCAGCCCUAGGGUUGGGGAUUGCAGGAACCCGACAUGAAAGAGAUGAACCAAACGAUCAUAAUGUUGCAGUUGAUGACGACGAGUCCUGCGAUGAGGAUGAUGAAGAGCGAGACACUCUAGGAGAUACAGGAGGAACGGCAGCACAUCACAAUUAUGCUACCGGCGAUGCAUCACGUCUGCCAUACCGAGAAGACUACGAUUCUUAUCCAGACCACGCAGCCAAAUCCCCACCGCUAUCUGUUACCUCUCGCAUGCGCCGCAUCAGCACUCAAAGCUCUAUGACCGAAAACUCGUCGAUUACUGGCCCUGCCAGCUCUAGAAGAACGAGCUAUACAGCCGCAUCUUCAGUCUCCGCACCCUCUCUGCCACCCGACACCCCACGGUAUGCAGUACACGCACAUUUUGAAAAGCGAGUCGCUCCUCGCCCCAGAUAUCGGACCGAGCCUACCCCAGCAGUGGGCGUUGGGCAGAUGGUGCCAUCUUACGAUGAACUCUACGGUUAA
Molecule: messenger RNA, 861 nt
Organism: Penicillium cosmopolitanum
Lineage: Eukaryota; Fungi; Ascomycota; Eurotiomycetes; Eurotiales; Aspergillaceae
Exons: 1
Coding region: 1-861 (286 amino acids)
Source: RefSeq, a predicted model, not a curated record